CCUUGCAACCUUCAAGGUUACUUAAAACAAAACAAAUUUUCUGACAUUUUUUUUAUCAUUCGUAAGACCGGACAAUAUUAUUUUACUAUAUUUACAAUUUAUUGGAGUUUAAAAAAUGGAUGAGUUUCGUAAAUCGGACAUCCCAUUCGAAGCACUAAGCGGUCAUGAGCCGUCAAAGCACGUAAAGAUACCCCAGGACAUAGUCAAAUGGCAGCGUUCGGAAGCUUACUAUGACCUUUUGGGUUUUAUAAAUGCUGUCAGUUAUGCAAUUCAAGGCAAACGCAUUAAUGAUCCGAAUAUUUACAUCUCACCUACAAUGAAGAAUGUUGUGGGCAUUUUCGACAAGCUCAAUAAGCUUGUUGAUGAAUCCCCUCCGGUUGAUCAACCAACUCGCUUCGGAAACAAAGGCUAUCGUGUUUGGGCACGCAAAAUGCAUCGCGAUAUAUUUGUAUUCAUGAAAGAAGCCUUACCGCAAGAGAAGUGUGAUCUGUUCAGUGAACUAGGAGCAUAUUUGAGCGAGUCCUUUGGCAAUUCUGUCCGCAUCGACUACGGAACUGGUCAUGAACUAUCUUUUAUAUUUUUCCUUUGUGCGCUCUUCAAAGCUAAAAUACUCACAGAAGAGGACAGUAUAGCUUGCGCCCUCCGCCUGUUUAACAGCUAUUUAAUUUUUGUGAGAAGGUUGCAAAAGGAGUAUCAUUUAGAACCAGCUGGUAGUCAAGGAGUUUGGUCUCUUGACGAUUUUCAAUUUGUUCCUUUUAUUUGGGGUAGCGCUCAGUUAUCUUUCAAUAGCCCUUUCGAUCCGGCGCGUUUUCUUGAUGAAGACAUAAUAAACGAGUACAAAGACGAUUAUUUGUUCAUAGGAUGCAUCGAUUAUAUCAAACAAGUAAAAACCGGACAUUUUGCGGAACAUUCUAAUCAGCUAUGGAGUAUUUCUGCAGUGCCAAGUUGGACAAAAAUUAACAGUGGUCUGGUGAAAAUGUACCAAAAAGAGAUUUUAUCCAAAUAUCCAAUUAUGCAGCAUGCACUUUUUGGCAAGUUAUUACGUUUUGAUCCCGUUACACCCGGAACAGCCCUGCCUGUCGCUCGUCUAGGUUUUAUACAUCCAUCGUCCACGAAAUCUUCUACGAAUACAUCGAGUUCGGUUAAAAGUGGUUCACAAAUAUUAGAAACAGAGAAGUACGAUACCUCUGCACAAAGCGUGGUUAAAUCUCCGAAAUCAUCAGAGGAGGAUCAAAACAGAAACGAUAAGCCCACUGAUGCAGCAGCGAAGCCAGUAUAAAACAAAGGAGAACCCAUGGCUUCAUUAAAGUCCAUUUAUGUAUUAACUAAUCUAAUUGGCUGAAAAUUUCAUAAUGUCUAAUCGGAGAUGAGCGAAAUUGGGCAGGCCUCCAACUGCAAACCGCAUUCACUUAAUAUCUGGUCUGCAGACAGCAACAACAAAUAAAAAUUUCAUAUAAAUAAUCGUUAAAUAUAAAUUUAUUUACUCAUA
Messenger RNA from Bactrocera latifrons, 1489 nucleotides. RefSeq names its product serine/threonine-protein phosphatase 2A activator (gene Ptpa). The record is from RefSeq and is a predicted model, not a curated record. Gene Ontology annotation, molecular function: protein tyrosine phosphatase activator activity; peptidyl-prolyl cis-trans isomerase activity. Bases 116 to 1279 code for a protein of 387 amino acids. Lineage: Eukaryota; Metazoa; Arthropoda; Insecta; Diptera; Tephritidae. Gene Ontology annotation, biological process: mitotic spindle organization. Gene Ontology annotation, cellular component: cytoplasm; nucleus; protein phosphatase type 2A complex. The transcript is spliced from 6 exons.